This is a messenger RNA of Microbotryum saponariae, 1561 nucleotides long. The record is from the annotation of a GenBank genome assembly. NCBI's taxonomy places the organism in Eukaryota, Fungi, Basidiomycota, Microbotryomycetes, Microbotryales, Microbotryaceae.
AUGGGCAACCCAUUGCUCGACAUGCAACUCACCGGAGAAGCCGCGCACGAGAUGUUGACCAAGUAUGCGCUCAAACCGAACGAUGCCAUCUUGGCCGAAGGGAAACAGAACGAGAUGUGAGUUGCGAGUUGCGAGUUGCGAGUUGUGAGGUGCGAGUUGCGGGAGAGUGUUUGGCCGGCAAAGAGGCUCGGUCGCCGAUGCGGAGGUCGACGAACGUGCAAAGCGUAGCGCACGUUUCAUCCCGGCGUUUCAUCCCGGCGUGACCGCGACGGCGAUGAUGCAGAGAUGGGGCUGCGACCGUCCAAACGUGCGAGGAUUACUUUUCUGAUAAAACUCGCACUUUCACCAGCUACGAGGACCUGCGAAAGAACCACAAGGUGACCUACGUCGCCGGCGGCGCGGCCCAGAACUGUGCCCGCGGAGCUCAAGUACGUCACUUCCACUCCACAAACCCAACCACCCCCAACAACCAGACUAACCCUUUUGUCCUCGUUAGUACGUUCUGCCCGAGAACUCGACCGCCUAUCUCGGUGCGGUCGGCAAGGACGAUCUCGCCGAUCAACUUCGUGCCGCGAAUGAGAAGGAGGGUUUGGCGUCCUAUUACCAGGUCGUAGAGGAUAAGCCCACGGGCGCAUGUGCGGUCAUUAUUACGGGACAUGAUCGGUGAGGUGCCGAUCCAUCUGUGGAGUGAACGCAAAGCGGGGCGCAGGCGUGCAAACGCUCUCCACCGUUCUCCUCCUCUCCGGCAUUCAGACUUGAAUAUCACCCCCACUAAACGCCCCCUUCUUUCCCCCACCCAUUAGUUCCCUCUGCACCACCCUAGGAGCCGCCGAAUCCUUCUCCCCCUCCCACCUCGACACACCCGAGGUCAAGUCCCUCAUCAACAACGCCAAGUUCUUCUACCUCGGCGGUUUCUUCCUCACCCAUGGACUCGAGUCCGCCUUGAAGUUGGCCAAAUUGGCCGUACAGAAUGACAAGGUCCGUCAUCAACGUAAAAAUCGAAUCUGCGGGGGGAGGUGUUGUUUUUUGGGUACUGAAACCGCUCGAUCGUCAAAUUUUUUCACGUUCGUUUCGUUCGUUCUCACGUUAGCCUUUCACGAUGAACCUUUCGGCCCCCUUCAUUCCUCAAUUCUUCAAAUCCCAAGUCGACGAAAUACUUCCUUACGUAUCCAUCUUAAUCGGUAACGAAGCCGAAGCCGAAGCCUACGCGCUUUCUCACGAAUGGGAGAACCCCAAAGAUAUCGCGUCUGUCGCUUUGAAGCUUAGUCAAAUCGAAUCCAAAACGGGGGGUCAAGGUAGGAUCGUCGUGAUCACUCAAGGGAGUGAACAUACGAUCGUAGCUAGGGAGGGAAAGACCCAACUGUUCAACGUCGAUAAAUUGGAUGAGGGCAAGAUCGUGGAUACGAAUGGGGCGGGGGAUGCGUUCGCGGGUGGUUUCUUGGGGGCUUAUGCGAGUGGUAGAUCGUUGGAGGAGAGUAUUGAGGUGGGUCAUCGGUUGGGCGCGAUGAAUGUUCAACUGAUUGGGCCAACUUUCAAGUUCCCCAAAGAGAAGAUCAUGUAA